AGUUAAGUUGUCAAAGUGAGCAUUCAAAACGAGCGGGUAUGUUGACCCUCUGUGGCGCAGAGGAGGAAACACUGGAGUCUUUCAGAGCUCCACUGCAUGACUUUGUCACUGGGAGAGCCUCAAAACUCUUGCCCGCUGAAGGGCAUUUUUGCCUGCUAGAAAGCUUUUCAGCUUCCUUGGGGGGGAAAAAUAAACCAAAUGUCUGUAUGGAAGGCAAGAUUUCUUUGUGCCACAGCUUUCAUGUACCUAUGCAUAGAGGCUUGGCUAUUCAGACGUGAAGAGUUCAUUGGUUAACAUCUGAUUCGGCCAUUCCUAGGAACUGCCAGUGAAAAAAACUGCAGCAAGGGCAGAAGAGACAGGUGACGUAGGCUUCAAAUUGCAAACUGACGGAAAAGCAGCAGUCAUGGCAACCUCAGGGAAAAACCUCCAACUGGAUUGUUUGUGGCAUUGAAAGACCUUUUUUUUUCCCAAACUGUGUCUACUUUUUACUUGUGUGUGUGAAAUGUCCCUCCAGAGGAGUGUUUACAGGAUGUUAUCUGUCUCCGUCCCUGCCCCUUAUCCCUUGGAGUGGGUUCACUGGAAUGCACAGAGGGGAUGGAGGAGCUCCAAGAGGGAGUGACAUAGGACAGAGUGUAUAUAUACAUCCCGACCCUGGGAGGUUCCUGCUCAGAGGCACAGCUGGUCUUUUCUAGAAGUGGAUUGUACCCCUACGCACUUGCCGGACUUGUGUCUCUUUCAGAUUUCAGAAGAAGAAGAUAAUUUUUUUGAAUUCAAAGAUGAAUCGCGUGGAGGAAUGGGUGAUGCAGAACAGGAGCCAAAUCGAGAAAGGUGUGGAAAUAAUUGGCCAAAGCUGUGAGGUGCUAGCAGGCACAGUUGGCCAGCUCCAUCCAAUCCUGGAAGCUGUGUUUGUGGCAGCAUCUGAACUCCUUAGCAACCCAGAUGGUCAGGAGGCGAGAUACCUGGCCGAGCAGUUUGGGAAGGUAAACCAAAAGCUGGAGGGCAUAAAGGCCGAGAUUGACCAGAUUUCCCGAGAGAUCCAGCGAACGUCCAUGAACAAGCAGCAUUUUGACUUUGAAGCUCACAUGCUCAGCCAAUACGACACAUUCCAGGCCUUUGUGAAUUCUAAGCCUGAAUUCAGGAAGAAGAAAAUGGAAAAGUUUUUAAAACAAUAUGAAAACACAGAGGGUGACCUGAACAUAGACGCCCUUUACAAUGCAGUAACUGGAGAAAACCUCUCUGGAGACCAUCUUCUGGUCACAGUGGUUGCCACCGAACAGCGGAGCCGAAGGGCUGUGGAGGACUUCUGUGCUCGGUUGAAGAAGCUCUUCGUGGUCGGCAUCAUAGCAGUAAUGGGUUACGCCUCCCUUAAGGAUGGAGCCAUAGGCGAGGGAAUGGUUAAGAAAUGGCAGGAGAGAAUGGAGAUAGUGGAGAACCACAUGAAGGCUGCUGUGGACGACUGCAUACAAAACUUUGCCACUCAAGCCAAGAUGGACAUGGAGAGUGAGCUUCUGCAGAACCCUGGCAGCGUUGAUUCCCAGUUUACCAAGUCGCUUUUAGAUAUUCUUGCCAGAAAAUAUGACUGGGUCUCCUGGUCUGUUCAGGUCUUCAGUCACAAUGGCCUGUUCUUAUGGAACUGGCUGGCUGGAAAGAAAUGCUAUGGCAGCAGUGGCAACAACUGCUUCGACAUCCUGACCAAGAACAACAUGCGGGUCAUGGUGUCAUUUAGCGCCGCGCCGAGGCAGAUAAACAAGCCCCAGAUCCAAGCGCAGAUCGAGAGGCAGAAGAUAAAGGGGGACAUGGAGGAUGCAGCUCAGUCGCUUGGCAACAGCCUGCCCAGUUGCGUGGUGCAUGCCGUCAGCCAGUACAAAGAAGUGGCAGAAUCCAACAACUUCCAAGUGGAGUGCUAUUACUCUUUGCAGUAUAAAAAAGCAUAUCUGUGCUUUCACUCUGACUAGCCUUUCGAUGGGCAAAGUUUGAGAGGCAUCAUUGUCUUAACAUUGUCUAAACUUAACAUCUAUCAGUAAACACUCAUGCAUAAUUGUUUUUUAAAGGGUUGAGGGUUACAUUUUGCAUUCUGUUUAGACUGUUGGAUUUUUAAAACGUUUGUCAAGGGUUUUGGUAUAAUGUUUAAACAUCAAGAUUUAUGGGAAUGAGAUUUUUGUUGAUCUUUUAUAUGCGAAAUAAGCAUUUCAUAUCUUCACUAUAUAUAUAUAUUAAAUAUACAUAUAAAUACA
Brienomyrus brachyistius is the source of this 2234-nucleotide messenger RNA. It is a transcript of the gene rpz5, whose product is annotated as rapunzel 5. The record is from RefSeq and is a predicted model, not a curated record. The coding region runs from base 777 to 1955 and encodes 392 amino acids. The transcript has 2 exons. Lineage: Eukaryota; Metazoa; Chordata; Actinopteri; Osteoglossiformes; Mormyridae.